AUGUCUUCGCAGAGGAGACAAAUGAUGCAGCCAUGGCCACUGUGCCUGAUGCCAUUUUCAAAAUCCAAGGAGCGUACCAUCCUCCCAAAGUAUUACACCAGGGUACCCUCGAUCGCCAGAUCCGCGACGACGUCAUCGAGUCUCGUGUCGGACUGUGCAUCAAAUGCUACCCUGGUAACCAACGCCAGUCCCUUCAACAGUCAAAUCACAUUAAUAACGGAUAGAAAAGGCAGCUAUCCCAAUGGAAGUAACGCCGCGAGUCAUUACUAUGCUGAAAAUCUGAGGAACAAUCAUCAAAGUGGAUUGAAGGGCUCGCAGAUUUAUAACAUGGAAAAGGCAACCGACGCUGAUUACAAGCAGCUAAAUCCGCUCUUGUGCAACAAGGAGCACACAGAGAGUCCCGACUCGAAAGAUCCAAUGGAUAUGCAGGACGUCAAGCAGAAGACGGCGGACAGCGUGCCGCUUACGUCAUAUCAAUUUCAAAGGGAGACAAAACCAGAAAAGGCAGGAUAUGGUGCUCAGGUACUCGCGGCCUUAUCGGUAUCGUUGGGAUCGAUGGUGGUCGGAUUUUCGUCGUCCUAUACGUCACCAGCUCUCAUAAGCAUGUACAACGAUACUAAUACGCCGUUACAUCUGAAUGCACAAAUUGAAUCGUGGAUCGGCAGCAUUAUGCCACUUAGCGCAUUAUUUGGUGGAAUUGCUGGUGGUCCGAGCAUCGAAUAUCUUGGAAGAAGAAAUACCAUUUUAGCCACGGCCUUUCCAUUUAUCGCAGCCUGGCUGUUGAUCGCCCUGGCUACUAAUAUCGGAAUGAUCCUGGCUGGAAGAGCUUUGAGCGGCUUUUGCGUGGGCGUCGCAUCCCUCGCCUUACCCGUAUACUUAGGCGAGACAAUCCAACCGGAAGUCCGAGGAACAUUAGGUUUACUACCGACGGCCUUUGGUAAUACCGGAAUUUUGUUAUGCUUCGCAGCCGGUAUGUACCUAAACUGGUCGCACCUGGCCCUACUCGGUGCAACACUGCCGAUACCAUUUAUGAUCCUGGUGUUCAUGAUCCCUGAGACUCCAAGAUGGUUCAUCUCCAAAGGCAAGACGAAGAAGGCCCGCCAAUCUCUGCAAUGGCUUCGUGGCAAGAACAGUGACAUAUCCGAGGAACUAACUGCAGUUGAGAAAUCGCACGUUGACAGUGAAAGAAACGCCUCUCAGAGUGCCUGCGUUGAACUUUUCAAAGGAAAUAACUUGAAGCCACUUCUGAUCUCUCUCGGACUCAUGUUCUUCCAACAGAUGUCUGGUAUCAAUGCCAUUAUCUUCUACACCGUUGAAAUCUUCCAGAAUGCUGGCAGCACCAUCGACCAAAACAUCUGCACGAUCAUCGUAGGCAUCGUGAAUUUCCUGUCCACGUUCAUAGCCACCGCUCUGAUAGACAGGCUAGGACGCAAGGUUCUUCUUUACAUCAGUAGCGCGUCAAUGAUCCUGACACUGGUGACUCUAGGAUUCUUCUUUUACCAAAAAGAAAGCGGAGCUCAUGUUGCAUCCUACGGAUGGUUGCCACUUGCUAGCUUGGUCAUCUACGUAAUUGGCUUUUCCCUUGGCUUUGGACCAAUCCCAUGGCUCAUGAUGGGUGAAAUACUUCCGGCCAAGAUCAGAGGAUCAGCAGCCAGCAUUGUCACCGGUUUCAAUUGGUCGUGCACGUUCAUCGUGACCAAGACCUUUAAAGACCUCAGCAGGGCCGUCGGUGACGGUAACACCUUCUGGCUCUUCGCUGUGAUAUGUGUCGUGGGUUUGAUCUUCGUUGUGAUAGCAGUACCUGAGACACGAGGUAGGUCCUUGGAGGAGAUAGAGAAGAGGCUAACGGGACCAGUGAGAAGAAUGAGUGCAGUCGCUAACAUGAAGCCAAUGCCGACGGCGUGUUAGUUUAUCAAGUUGGAUGAUCUUUACUUGCGCCAAAAAGUGAGAGAAUUGAUGAAAAUCAUUCGUCGUAGUCAUUUCCGGUAGAUUGUGUAGUUCAAAAGUAGUUCAGACGUCCGUGCGGCACAUCGAUCGUGUCUUGUCAGGGCGAGGAGCGGCACUGGAAAAACAUAAGCGCGACAGGAACCUAAUGAAUUACGAAUCUGUUGAAAAGCUCCAUACCAAAAUAUUGGAAACAAUUGAUCUGCCAUACUUUCAAUCACUAUCAGUGAUCAAUUUUCUUCAACUGACUUGCUCUCUUUCUCUUUAUUAUUUAAUCAAUUUUAUAUCGACUUUUCCGUCGCAGUGCCCCUCGUCGCCCUACUCGUACCUUUGCACUAUUUAUUUAAAAUUUGUUCAGUCUAAUUUUCAUUCGGACACGUUUUUAAAACUUCUGUACUGCGAUAUCUUAAGGCCGUGUUUCUACUGUUCCGUGGUUAUACCAUGGGGAGUACGAAAAUUAUUCGUCAAUCGUCGACAUCGUUAAUGAUUAUUAUCUAUAUAGAUAAAGACUGUGAUACGACGUCGAUCAUUGUCUUUCCAUUUUUAUUCUUUAAUUUUGAUUUUAACUGACAGACACGAGGAGGUCCGCGUGGACUGCUCAAAAGACAAAAGAAUUCUCAUUCUCGUAUUUACCUAGCUCGUUCCUAUGGGACUCUAGAAUCCCUUGUGACUUCUUGAUCUACGUCAGGGUCCAUUGUGAUACAUCAGAGUCUUGCAUUUGAAUAUAGGAGAUGACGGAUAAGUAAUUGCUGUUGACUAGAUGUAUAGCUUCUGUUUUUUGUUAUUCGACAAUCCUACAGAGUCUACCUCAAGCCAAUAAUGUUGCACGGAUGCGUACAGAUUUACCAACGGUAUAUAUGGAGGUAUCAUUACUUAUUGUUAUCAAUUAUUUAACUAAUUGAAAUAUAUGCGCACGCGCGUCUAAGCCUAUGCGCGUGGGCAUAUAUGAUAUAUUUAGAUAUAGAAAAAAAAAUAUAUAUAUAUAUAUGUACGAAUGCGUAUAUAUGAAUAGUCACAGGCUUGCGUAGCUAUUUUUGGUCGACAUGUAGAUAGUUCGUGUAAAUAUUACAAAUGCGACAGAAAGUGUAUUAGAUAAUAAGGGACAAUAGUAGAAAAUAUAUUUUUUAAAUAAGUCAACUAGUAAAAACGAUACCCAAUAUGAGUCUUAAACGAAUUCCACUAGUACUUUAAAAUUUGAAAAUGAAAAUAUUUAGAGUAUAGUCGAAGGUAGAGACAAUUGAAAGCUUUAAAAAUUUCGGAGGGUAAGAUUAAUUCGUUGAUCGACUAUUCUUAUCUUUGUUGUUAUUAUUAUUAAUAUUAUUAUUAUUAUCGAGGGCAUACGCGAGAAUUGAUUCUUACACGGUGACGUACGUAUGUACUUAAACUUUUUUUGAUUCGUAUAAUUCAGUGCUUUUGCUUUUGAAAGAACAAAAAUAAGGAAGAAAUCGUUUGUGAAAUUAAAUUGUUUUGAAUCUCAUCCUUGCGUAGUAGCAAGUGGUGAUACCUGAUAAUGUCACUUAAUAAUUUAAUCGUAGUCAUGAAUGUCAAUAGGGAUAACAAUUGUCUCUUUAGUUUUUAUAAAAAUUUUAAUAGUGCAUACUGUAUAUUUAUUCUGACAAGAUUUCAUUCUAGAAUGAUACGAUAUAUAAUUACUUCAGGUUCUGAUUACCUGCUGUUACAAAGUACGAUGAGUCUAUGGUAGCCUUAAUGCCUUGAAUAUUAAAACGACAAGUACAAUAAUUGUUUUUCAUUGAAAGAUUUAUUGAUUGUGAAUUUUUAACGAGUGUUACAAUAGGCAGAAAUAUAUGAUCUAUAUUUUUGAAAAAAUGCAUAGAGUUUUUGGACAUUAGAACCUAAUGUCCAAAACAGUUUUGAACUUUAAAACUUAAUUAUUGUAGAGGUACUUAUUGUAUGUAAGAUUUAUGAAGAGAGCAUUCGGUAAACUUUAAAUAUUUUGGAUAAUUUAAUACUCAAGAUAAGUUUAUACAGACACUGUACAUUCCAGAUACUUUUAUGACAAUGGAACGAUACAGAUAUAUCUUUAUGUAAAA
This is a messenger RNA of Cephus cinctus (wheat stem sawfly), 3995 nucleotides long. It is a transcript of the gene Tret1-1, whose product is annotated as facilitated trehalose transporter Tret1. The coding region runs from base 1 to 1908 and encodes 635 amino acids. Gene Ontology annotation, biological process: transmembrane transport; carbohydrate transport. The record is from RefSeq and is a predicted model, not a curated record. The transcript is spliced from 7 exons. Gene Ontology annotation, cellular component: membrane. Lineage: Eukaryota; Metazoa; Arthropoda; Insecta; Hymenoptera; Cephidae. Gene Ontology annotation, molecular function: sugar transmembrane transporter activity.